AUGAACUUGAGUCUGACUGCUGCCGUCAACAUCCUGAUCGUCACCAGAUACCUGCAUUCAACUUUCACUUUCCAUCUGUGCUGUUUGAGCUGCUGUAAAGUGAAUUUCCCCGCUGUGAGUUCAACUCAUCCCGAGUGUUUGAUUGUUCUUCAUCUCCAAGAGAAAGAAGAUGAGUGUAAACUACAGAUGAGGACAGAUGCUGCAGCUUCGCUCCGAUCAGCCAGUAACACCACUGCAGGUUGUAUGACAGAGUGGGACGGAGUCAGCUGUUGGCCGGCUGCCUCUGAGGGACAGAUGGUCUCUGUCCACUGUCCUCUGCUGUUACUGAAGCCUGAAACUCCUCCAGGUGACAGAUACAGGAUUCACACUUCCCGGUCAGUAGGUGUCACUCGGUGCCCUCGCUCUCGCUCCACUCUUCAGUUCUACAGGUUGCCAGUUCUCAUCACCAGAAGCUGCACAGUGAGCGGAUGGAGCGAGCCGAGCGUGCCGUACUACAAGGCCUGUUACUAUGAAGCUUCAGAGGAAGAUGAAGACGUGGGCAAAGAGAAACAUUACUUUGAUACGGUGAGGCUGAUGUACAGCGUUGGAUACGGAGCGUCUCUGGCUGCUCUGCUCGUCGCUGUCCUGCUUUUCUGCUGCUUCAGGAAGCUGCUCUGCACACGCAACUACAUCCACCUCAACCUGUUUGUCACCUUCAUGCUCAGAAGUCUGGCUGUGUUCAUCAAAGACGUCGUGUUGUUUGCAGACAGAAGCACGGACCACUGCACGGUGUCCACACUCCGGUGCAAAGCAGCUGUGACCUUCUUCCACUUCUGUGUUGUGUCUAACUUCUGGUGGCUGCUGGUGGAGGCUCUGUACCUGCAGACUCUGCUGCUCUGCACCUUCACUCACACCACCAAGCUCUUCUGGAUCUACGCCACCGUCGGCUGGGGUGCUCCGUCAGUGACUGUUGUGAUCUGGGCCCUGCUGAAAUCACAGCUGGAUGAUGAGGGGUGUUGGGACGACCUGGAGAGCCGCUUGUGGUGGAUAAUCAAGACUCCCAUCCUGCUCUCCAUCUUUAUCAACCUCGUGAUCUUCCUGAACAUCAGCAGGAUCAUCGUUCAGAAGACAAAAGCCACACAUGUGAACCAGAGUGAGACACACCUGUACAGGACACUGCUGCGCUCCACUCUGCUCCUCAUCCCUCUGUUCGGUGUUCACUACAUGGUGUUUGCACUGAUCCCAGAACACGUUGGCGUCGGGCCGCGACUCUACUUUGAAUUAGUUUUAGGCUCCUUCCAGGGUUUUAUUGUCGCUCUGCUGUACUGCUUUCUAAACGGAGAGGUCCAAAAAGAGAUCCAGAGGACGAUGAGACGGUGCUGGCCUGAAAGAAUAACUAACACCAUCAAUCUUCCAACUCAAGAAUUCGUCCCCUGAAGUCCAAAUACAGAAAAUACUGCAGUUUGCUGCUCAUUAGUUAUCUGACUAGUUUAUUAUCCCGCCUUAAUAAACCAGCUGCACAAUUUUACUUCUUUUAAAAAAGUGAUUUUUUUU
Messenger RNA from Epinephelus lanceolatus (giant grouper), 1533 nucleotides. The record is from RefSeq and is a predicted model, not a curated record. NCBI's taxonomy places the organism in Eukaryota, Metazoa, Chordata, Actinopteri, Perciformes, Serranidae.